ACCUCAUCUCAUCUUCAACACCCAAUCUUUUCCUAUUUUUAUUUUAUUUUUCUCAUAACUUUUUUUUUUUUUUUUUUUUACCUUCUGAAAUGACAAAAAUACCCUCAAAUAUUCAAAGACACCUCCAUCAGAGAGGUGCACCCUCUGAAACACAAGUUGUACAAUGCUUUAUCCAGAUUGGAAUUGCUUGAUUCAUUUUGUAUCUCACAAAAACUAUCACUUGAAAGAAAACGAGCAUAAAGCCAAUUAGAGUGACACAUUAAGAACCUAUUUCUUUCUCUCUCUUUCAACUCCUGAGAAACUUAAAGAAAGAGAGAAAAAAUGGCAGUGUCGACUGUAGUCUACACAGUCCAAUCCUUGAACUCAACAUGCUCAUCAAUCUCAACACCCACCACUAAAACCCACUUGGGAAUCCAACAAAGACAAGUGUUGUUCUAUGGUAAAAAGACACACAGGGGCAGAGUGAGAAGUGGUGAGAUAAGAUGUUCAGGGGACACAAUCGUAAUUGGACUAGCAGCAGACUCAGGGUGUGGAAAGAGUACCUUCAUGAGAAGGUUGACCAGUGUGUUUGGAGGUGCAGCAGAGCCACCAAAGGGAGGGAAUCCUGAUUCCAACACACUGAUAAGUGACACAACGACAGUGAUAUGUUUGGAUGAUUAUCAUUCAUUGGAUAGAACAGGGAGGAAAGUGGAAGGGGUUACAGCAUUGGAUCCAAGAGCCAAUAAUUUUGAUCUUAUGUAUGAACAGGUUAAGGCUCUUAAAGAUGGUAUCGCUGUUGAUAAGCCUAUUUAUAACCAUGUCAGUGGUCUUUUGGAUCCCCCAGAGCUCAUCAAGCCCCCUAAGAUCCUUGUAAUUGAAGGCCUCCAUCCAAUGUAUGAUCAGAGAGUACGAGACCUCUUGGACUUCAGUAUCUACUUGGACAUCAGCGAUGAUGUUAAAUUUGCCUGGAAAAUUCAGAGGGACAUGGCAGAGAGAGGACACAGCCUUGAAAGUAUUAAAGCUAGUAUUGAGGCCAGAAAGCCAGAUUUUGAUGCUUAUAUUGACCCACAGAAGCAAUAUGCAGAUGCGGUUAUCGAAGUAUUGCCUACACAGCUGAUCCCGGAUGACAAUGAAGGGAAGGUGUUGAGAGUGAAGCUGAUAAUGAAAGAGGGAGUGAAAUACUUCAAUCCUGUUUACUUAUUUGAUGAAGGAUCCACCAUCUCAUGGAUCCCAUGUGGAAGGAAGCUCACCUGUUCUUACCCUGGUAUCAAAUUUGCCUAUGGCCCUGAUUCUUACUUUGACAAUGAGGUGUCUGUGUUGGAGAUGGAUGGGCAAUUUGACAGACUGGAUGAGCUGAUCUAUGUUGAGAGCCAUUUGAGCAACAUCUCCACCAAAUUCUAUGGAGAAAUCACCCAACAGAUGUUGAAGCAUUCAGACUUCCCAGGGAGCAACAAUGGCACUGGUUUAUUCCAAACCAUUGUUGGUUUGAAAAUUCGUGAUCUUUUUGAACAACUCACAGCUGCCAAGGCCUCAGCUCCAUUGGAAGCUACAAAAGCUUAAAGUAAAACAAACAAAACAACAAAAAUCCUAAAACCUCUGUUUUCAUGUAAAAUUAUUCCCCAUUCCCAUAUGUGUAUUUAGUUCCCUUCCUCUGUGCUAUGGAUAUCUGUAAUAUAGAGAAUCAAAUUCUUGAAUGAAAUAUUGAGAUGAUCACACACCAUCUUCUCUUAUCAUCAAGAUAAUUAGUUAUUACCAAACCAAGUAAGAAUAUAAACCAUAUUGGAGAUACCAACAAAAGUCUGAAGCAUAUUUGAUAUUAUUAUUAGUACUUUUAUUCACAACUAGAUUUUCCCAACAUCUAAGAUUCAUUCUAGACUAGGUUACAUAGAUAUUAUAUAAUAUUACUUGAUUGUAACAAAGUUGUUAGUGCCAUGUUUGGCCCAAUGUGGUUUCAAGUCAACUGGAUGAGAAAGAUCUUGACCUUCACUUGCAAGCUUACAAAGUAGCUUCCGAUAUGCACCAUGGCUCAUUUUUCUUCCACCCACACGUGCCCCUGGCCUCCAUGGACUCAUUGGAAGUGGGAAAACCGAUAUCUUAGAGUUACAACAAGAAGAUUGCCACCCGUUAACCCCACAUUUGUGGCAUUGUCUAGGAACACCUGUGCAAGAACAUAUAGGAGGAGGUACCUUUGAAAAGUCAAUUUUGGAAUCAUCAAAACUAGCAUCCAGAUUCUUUCUCUCCACAUUUGGUUUUAGAAUGGUUUUUUUCUUGGACUUUUUAGAAAUUGAACAAGACUUGGUCUUGUUCUUGGGAGAAAGUUUGUUUUUCUUGUUGGUGUGUGGUUCAGUAACACUUAUGGGAGCAACACAUCGGAUGGGGACAGCUUCGGUAUAAGUUACUUGAGAGUGAUUUGAGCUUGAAAAGCAGGGAAAUUGUGAAAAAGAAGGUCCACCAUCAUUGGUUUCAGACAUUCCAGCUCCUCAAAAUACUUAUACUGUAGCAAGUAAUGCGGAAGAGAUGGUAGGCAGAGGAGUAACGACGAGGAAGAACUUACGCCUUACAGGGAAGAAAGUGAGAGUGAAGGCAGAGGCAGAGGCAGAGG
Lactuca saligna is the source of this 2581-nucleotide messenger RNA. The record is from the annotation of a GenBank genome assembly. NCBI's taxonomy places the organism in Eukaryota, Viridiplantae, Streptophyta, Magnoliopsida, Asterales, Asteraceae.